UGCAAUGCAGGUAUGGAAAUUAUAAGAAGAUAAGCUGCUGCAUUUGUCAUGCGCACUGAUCUGGACUGUCUCACCAUCCACCGAGACGUAGUUGGCAAGCAGUUCUCCGACAUGUACCAGCGCAGGCAUGCGGCACUGAUGUCGAAACACCAAAGCAACUUCGACUUGAAGGUUAAGAUGGGCCUUUCUUUCGAGUUGGCCACGCUGGCGUACACUGUCUUUCAGCCCUGGCAGGCUCUCAAUCUUGCAAUGAUUCACAGCGAGUGCCACUCGCUCUUAACGGCGAGCUUUGCUUUCGUGCCAUGUAAAAAAACUUUACGCUCAACUCGCAGCCUUGUGCACCCAGACGUCAGUAUCGCAAUUUUGGACGAUGCCCCUCGAAUUUUACUCUUCGAGGACGAGGAUACCUUGCAGAAAAAGGGUCCUGCUAAAACCAUCUACCGACCUGCGGCCAUCAUGGUGAUGCUCCUAUUCAACGUUCACCUAGGCGACUACCACUACCUGAACGCUUGCGGUAGUGCCGAUCCACUGAGGGCCGACCCAUUUUGGCGUGUUCGCGUGGUGAAGAGGACACUGAAUAUCACGUGACGCCGAGUCGAGGUGGCUAGAGUUGAAUUGAGAAAUAAAAACUUUCAGCGCUUGCCAGCGGUGGCAAUACGUUGGAGAUGUUUGUGAUUUCUUUACUAUUAUAAUUUAUUGUGCAUUUUAUAUGAUUCGUUGUUGCA
Dermacentor albipictus is the source of this 725-nucleotide messenger RNA. The record is from RefSeq and is a predicted model, not a curated record. Lineage: Eukaryota; Metazoa; Arthropoda; Arachnida; Ixodida; Ixodidae.